Messenger RNA from Sebastes umbrosus (honeycomb rockfish), 2103 nucleotides. Its product is annotated as interferon-induced protein with tetratricopeptide repeats 1-like. Gene Ontology annotation, molecular function: protein binding. Gene Ontology annotation, cellular component: cytosol. Gene Ontology annotation, biological process: defense response to virus. The transcript is spliced from 2 exons. Lineage: Eukaryota; Metazoa; Chordata; Actinopteri; Perciformes; Sebastidae. The record is from RefSeq and is a predicted model, not a curated record. Bases 158 to 1450 code for a protein of 430 amino acids.
CAUUUAAAGCUGCGUGCUCAACAACAUCACAUCAUUUACAGCAAAGCUGUACAUCACAGUUGGACAUUGCUGACUUUAUACCAGAGAACCCAAAGAAGCAUCAAGAGCAAAAACCAGCCUAAUAUUUAGAGAACUACUCAGUUGAGGAAACAGCUAGAUGAUGAGUGCUGCUCAGAGUCAAACAACACUGGUGUCCAUACUGGAGGCCCUGCAGUGCCACUUCACCUGGGAUCUGGACCCCAACAGGUCUGUACUCUUACAUCGCAGGGACCAGCUGGAGGACAUCGGCACAGAGGAGGGAAACAGCUGGCUGGGUCACAUUUACAAUCUGCGGGGGUUCGUUCAAUACAAGCUGGGGUUGACUGAAGAUGCCCAGAGUUUGUUCAACAAGGCUGCAGAGGCCUUCCGACAGAUGAGAAGUGCAGUUGAGGGUCCCUGGUUAGUGGUGAACUACGGGAACCUGGCUUGGCUGAACCACCACCUGGGAGACCAAGCAGAGAGUCAGGCUUACCUGACGAAGAUCGACGCCCUGAUGAAUAAAUACCCAUCUCCAUCCCAGGACGAGCUCCAUCCAGAGAUCUACGCUGAAAAAGCCUGGACCCUGAUGAAGUUCAGCACAGACAGAAAGCUGGUUGCAGAUUACUUCCAGAGAGCCAUCAAGAUGCAGCCGGACAUGGUGGAGUGGAACACCAGCCAUGUCAUGUACAGCAACAAACAGCUGGGGGCUGACAACUUGGAGAAAGUGAGAAUGGCAAAGGAACAGGAUCCAGAGAACUUGUACCUCGCUGUUUACUACCUUGAGCAAUGUGCUAAGAAAGGAGAGAGAAUUGAAGAUGAAGUACGAGAGUUAGCCAGAAGGGUUUUGAGAAAUCCUGUCAGCAGCUACAGUGGUAUGAAAGGGUUACUAAGGCUGUACAGAAAUUAUGUAUCUAUUGACGAAGCCAUUGAUUUGGCAGAGGAGGCUCUGGAAAACCAUCCAGAUGAGCGUUAUCUGAAGAGAUGUGCUGCACUCUACUACAAAUGGUUUAUUUAUUUCAGUGACAGUCGCCCAAAGCAAAGCAUGAUAGACAGAGCGAUCAGUCUCCAUGAGGAGGUGAUUUUGCUUUACCCUCAUUGUUCACUUAUGAAGGAAAUAGACCUCGCACAUAUAUACGCAAAAUCCAAUCACGGCCAGGCUAAAGCUGAGCAGAUAUACCAGGAACUGCUAGAAAGGGAUCUGGAACCUGCAAAGAAGCAGGUGCUUUACUGCACCUACGCAAAAUAUUUAAACUUCGAUCGACAGGAUUGCAAAGGGGCAAUACAAUAUCACAUGAAGGCGGCAGCGAUACCGCAUCAGUCCGCCUUUCGUAGGAAGAGCAUUAGAGUUCUGGGGAAGUUUAAAGAUAGCAGCAGGGACCAAGUGCGAAGAAGCAAAUUAGAGGAGUUUUUGGAAAACCUGCAAGAGCCAUAGUGUUGUGAACAGCACUGGUCCUAAAUCCAGAAAAAAAAAAAAAUUUAUGGUCAGGUGUUCCAGAAGGCAGCAGCACCCUACUCAGAACAUGUAAUAUACCAUUAACUCAUAGUUUUGGUCUUUUCAUGGCCGAUGCAAAGAAAAAUAUAGUACAUUUCGAGCAGUAUCAUUUAAAGGCAGGUUUCUGCUAGUUUUUACACUAUAGUUAAUGGAAUACAUAUUUAUUAUUGAAUACCUUAUUGGAGCCAUAUAUGUUCAAUCAUACUAUUUUCCCCGAGGCAAAUUUAGCAUUUUUGCCAUACAUUAUAGCAUGAAAACUGAAAACGCAGUUGUAAUAUUUUAGCAUGUUAUUUUACCUGACAAAGUUCCUUGUAAAUAACAUCCCAGGGGCAUCAAUCAUGAAUUUGUUGUUCCUCGUCUUCCUCAGGAAACAAACAAACUUCCAGAAACACACGUCUAAUGAAUCAGGGUCUUUAUUUCUGACAAAUGUAAGGUCAGAGUGUGAAACUCAUUCUUGACAUACAUAAAACACAUCUUCUACAUUUACACAGAUUCAAAAGUUAUCAAUAAUGGCCAGAAAUAUCUGAAAACGGGGAGUACUAUAUUAGAUGUUUUUCUCUCAGAGGGUUCGAACCACAGAAUGAGGCUGAAAG